This is a messenger RNA of Pungitius pungitius (ninespine stickleback), 2688 nucleotides long. Its product is annotated as zinc finger protein 503. The transcript is spliced from 2 exons. Gene Ontology annotation, cellular component: nucleus. Gene Ontology annotation, biological process: negative regulation of DNA-templated transcription. NCBI's taxonomy places the organism in Eukaryota, Metazoa, Chordata, Actinopteri, Perciformes, Gasterosteidae. Bases 401 to 2104 code for a protein of 567 amino acids. The record is from RefSeq and is a predicted model, not a curated record.
AAACGUCACAUCCCCUUGACCCUCCAAUCACCUCGGGGUCCCAUUUGAUUGGAAGGCGGCAACGGCUUUAAUCUCGGACUAAUUCAGCUGCUUUUGAAGUGAACAUUUUCUACUAGUUGGUACUCGAGGAGUAGGGAGCGAGGACCCGCGAGAGACAGACGCACUGAAAGGCGCGACGCUCAUGGUGCAGGACACAGCCACGGAUCCGCGAUAAACUCGCACGGUCUCCAUCCAGCUGCCGCGCCUUCGCUUCUUUUACCCGGAUUACUCGUUAUUAACAGUUUUUUUUCUUCUUUUCGCCCGAGAGCGAGAGAGAGAGAGAUAUAGUCUGAAUGUUUGUUUUGGUUUUCUUAAUGAAUCCAACGAAAACAUCGCCGUUUCACUUCCUGACAAUUGGGACAUGAUCACGUCCCCCUCGGCGUCUGUCCUGAAGAAUAGCGGUAUCUGUGCAGUGUGGGAGAGCAGCAGCAGCAGCAGCAGCAGCAGCAGUUCUCGGAAUAGCAGCUCAGCGAGCAUCAACAAGCCCUUUCUCCACUCCGCGCCCCCGUGUGAUCCACUACGGCAAGCGAGCCGGCUUCCCAUCAAGAUUCUGAAAAUGCUCACCGCCCGCUCAGGACACAUUUUGCACCCGGAGUAUCUGCAGCCUUUGCCUUCUACCCCGAUCAGUCCCAUCGAGCUCGAUGCUAAGAAAAGUCCGCUGGCUCUUCUGGCGCAGACGUGCUCUCAGAUCGGCAAACCGGACCCGCCGCCUUCCUCCAAAUUGUCCUCCGUGACGUCCAAUGGAUCUAGCGAGAAGGAAUCUAAAUCCGGCCCUCUGAAAAUGAGCGACAUCGGCGUGGAUGACAAGUCCAGCUUCAAGCCGUACUCCAAGCCUUCGGACAAGAAGGACUCGUCUUCGGGCGUCUCGAGCGGAGAGAAGUCUGGUUUCCGAGUGCCGAGCGCCACCUGCCAGCCGUUCACGCCACGGACGGGCAGCCCCAACUCCACUACCUCCGCGUCCCCGAUGCCGUCCGAGGGCAAAUGCGGCGACAGGGAUGAAAAGAAAGAGUCCGACUGCAACAAAAACGGCGCCGCGGACGGCCCCGGCUCCGCUGGCCACGGCAGGAUAAGCGCGAGCUGCGGUGGAAUUAACGCGGAGGUCAACCAGCACCAGGAGACGACGGCUGGCUCCAAAACCUCCUGCUCGGACUCCGCGUCGGUGACUUCCGUGUCCUCCGCGUCCGUGCUCGGCUCGGGACUCGUGGCGCCGGUUUCUCCGUACAAGCCGGGGCAGACCGUUUUCCCGCUGCCUCCGGCCGGUAUGUCCUACCCGGGCAGCUUGGCGGGGGCCUACGCCGGUUACCCUCAGCACUUCCUGUCCCACGGAGGGGGCCUGGUCAACGCGCAGCUGGCCAGUUCGCUGGGCUGCAGCAAGGCUGGAAGCAGCCCCCUGGCCGGGGCCUCUCCGCCGUCCAUCAUGUCGGCCAGCCUUUGCAGAGACCCUUACUGCCUCAGUUACCACUGUGCCAGCCACUUGGCGGGCGCGGCCAGCGCCUCCUGCACGCACGAGUCCGCGGCCGCAGCUGCCGCGAACGCGCUCAAGUCCAGCUACCCGCUAAUGUACCCCACGCACCACAUCCACGGCGUGCACUCCUCGGCGCCGUCGUUUAGCGGACACCCGCUGUACCCGUACGGGUUCAUGCUCCCCAAUGACCCUCUGCCCCACGUUUGCAACUGGGUGUCCGCAAACGGACCGUGCGACAAGCGUUUCUCCUCGUCAGAAGAGCUCCUGAAUCACCUGAGGACUCACACGGCGUUCACCGGGGCGGAGAAGUUGAUUUCCGGCUAUCCGGGGUCUUCGUCUCUGGCCAGCGCCGCCGCGGCGGCCAUGGCCUGCCACAUGCACAUGCCGCCGUCAGGUGGCCCCGGGAGCCCCGGGACAUUGGCUCUGAGGAGCCCGCAUCACGCGUUAGGACUCAGCAGCCGCUACCACCCGUACUCCAAAAGCCCCCUGCAAAGCCCCGGCGGCCCGGUCCCCAUGCCCGCUGCCACCGGCCCUUAUUACUCCCCGUAUGCGCUGUACGGCCAGAGACUCACCACAGCAUCGGCGCUUGGAUACCAGUGAGGAGCAGAAUUGACUUUGAAGAGUUUAUAGUUCUACGAAUGCAAAUAUAAAAAUUAAAAAAAAAUAAAAAGUUUUAUAUUAACAGCGCUAAACGUAUGGGCGGGAUCCGUGGACUUCAACUGUAUUUAUUUAUAUGUCGGCUUAAAAACAGGCGAUGAUAGCUGCAAAUGGAAAAUAUUUGAGCAACUCGAAAAGUGCAUUAUGUUGAAACUGAACUCUAUAGGAAAAAUGGAAACACACACACAUGUUAGAGUACUAAUUAACAUAGGGAUCUUCAUUUUGAUGUUAAUUUGAAUUUGCUGAUUGUAUUUGUUCUUAUUUAAUGUCUCAUUGAGAAGGAAAUAAUUUACAUGCAUGUUUGGUUCUUAAAUUUCGGAAAUUGUCCACAUUGAAAUUGCCGUUAUUUUUCAGGUGUACACCUUGGAAAGAGAAUUGGUAUUUUUUUGUAUGUAUUCUGGAAAAAAAUAAGAAACAAUUCUGUUCCAUAUCUCCGUGUGCCUCAUUUUCUGAACUAUUAUUCAGUGUCAAAUACUAAUUGAGUUUAUAUUCCACUUUCAGUCUAUAAAAUCGGUUUUAUAAGUGAA